AUGGUCUCUCCUACCAUCCGUGUGGCCCCCUCGGCCGCCAACCGCGCCCUCAAUCUCCUGCGCACUGUGCAAUACACGCAUCCGCCCUCCUGUCCCUGUCAUUCCAACCCCAACCACCAUCAUCACCAUCGCUCUCCGACUCUGGCGGACCAUGUGCGUCGCCAUAUGGCCACUCCCACGGAUCCCUCCCGGCAGAAGGAGUACGCCUUUGAGAUGGCCGCCUCCAGCAUCCGUUUCGGCCCGGGUGCCACCAAGGAGGUCGGCAUGGACUUUGCCAACAUGAAGGCCAAGCGCGUCUGCGUCGUCACCGACCAGAAUGUCGCCAAGCUGGACGCGAUGAAGCAGGCUAUUGAGGGUCUCAGUCGCGAGGGCAUCGAGUUCACCGUGUUCGACAAGGUGCGCGUCGAGCCAAAGGACUACAGCGUCCAGGAAGCGAUUGCUUUUGCAAAGCCCUACAAUCCCGAUGCCUUUCUGGCGGUGGGUGGCGGCUCUGUCAUUGACACCGCCAAGCUGAUGAACCUCUACACCGUCUUCCCCGAGGCCGACUUUCUCGACUUUGUCAACGCGCCCCUGGGCAAGGGGCUCCCCGUGACCAGGCCGCUGAAGCCGCUGGUCGCCGUGCCCACGACGGCCGGCACGGGCUCCGAGACCACCGGCACCGCCAUCUUCGACCUCGUGUCGAAAAAGGCAAAGACGGGUAUCGCCCACCGCAACCUCAAGCCGACCCUCGGCAUCUGCGAUCCGCUCAACACGCGCACCAUGCCGUCGGCCGUGCACGCCUCGUCCGGGCUGGACGUGCUCUGCCACUCGCUCGAGUCGUGGACCGCCAUCCCGUACAACGAGCGCACCCCGCGGCCCACCAACCCCAUCAACCGCCCCGCCUACCAGGGCGCCAACCCCAUCUCCGACAUCUUCUCGCUGCAGGCCCUGCGCAGCACCGUCAAGUACCUCCCGCGUGCGGUACGCGACCCGGAUGACUUUGAGGCGCAGUCGCAGAUGCUGCUCGCCGCCACCCUGGCGGGCGUCGGGUUCGGCAACGCCGGCGUGCAUCUGUGCCACGGCAUGAGCUACCCCAUCUCCAGCCAGAACCCGGGAUACAAGCACGCCGGCUACGACGUCGACCACCCGAUCAUUCCCCACGGCGUUUCGGUGGCUGUCACGGCCCCGGCCGUCUUCCGCUUCACCGCCGCGUCCAACCCGGACCGCCAUCUGGCGGCGGCCGAGGCAUUUGGUGUGGAUAUCUCCAACGUCAAGCGCGAAAGCGCCGGCGAGGUGCUCGGCGAGGCCAUCGCCAGCUUCCUCAGCCGUCUGGGCGACCAGCCCCGGGGACUCAAAGACCUGGGCUUCAAGCCGUCCGACGUCGAGUCGCUGGUUGAAGGCACGAUUCCGCAGAAGCGCGUACUCAUGCUAGCGCCCAACCUCAACGAGGAGCUGGAGGCCGAAAAGGCGGAGCUGAGGAACAUCUCAGGAACCACCAGCACCGUCCCGAGCAUCCCCAUCGACGACGCCACGCGAUCCAGCGCCGUGACAUCCCUCGCGCCCGACGGCGCCGCCAACCAGCGCUCCAGCGCCGAUACCACGCGAAACGGCAGCACCUCGUUCUCGCGCAGUCUCUCCAGCAGCCCAUCCAGCAGGCCCACCGCACUCUCCACCCCCUGCAGCACCAGCGCCGCACCCAUCCCCGCCUGCACACACGCCCUCAACUCCGCCGCCACCCUCACCAACCGCCCCCGCGACGCCCGCACCCUGACCACCAACCCGCGCAGCGCCGCCUCCUCCCGCACGGCGCGCGCCUCCGCCAGAAACCCAGGACACAGCACGACCUCCAUGAACGCCCGGUCCGCCGCACCCACAAACCCACCCCACUGUCCCGCCCGCCGCACGUCCUCCGCGCGCACCCUCCGCGCCAACUCCACCCACUCCUCCCCCGCCAGAAAGCACGCCGUCCCCUCCUGCACCGCAGCCGCCACCAGCAGCCCCCGGAACGCGAGCCUCCGCACCCCCUCCGCAUGCACCAUCCACGCGUCCCGCCGCGUCUGCGCGUACAGCUCGUACACGCUCAGCAUCAUCACCCCCGCCAACAUGUCCGCCCCGCGUGCGCUCUCAGACUGUGUCUGUGUCCCCUCCGCCGAGGUGUGGGUGUGGGUGGACUGCAGCGCGCACGCAACCUGCUGCAGCGUCGCGGCGUACGCCUGCCGCGCCGUCUUCAUCAGCCCGCGGUCGUGCGUCCGCGCCGCCCGCACCAUCGCCGUCACGCAGGUCACCGCGCCGUCCUGCACGGCGGAUUGGCCGAAGCUCGCGGCGAUGUGCGCGGCGCAGUCGGUGCCUGGGCGCCGGAUGCGCAGUUGCGAGGAGAGCGCGGGGAAGCUGGUGCGCAUUUCUUCGGCGAAGAGGGCAGGCUGCUGCUGCUGUGGCAAGGGGGUUAUGCUUCGGGGGGAGUCGUCGCGGGCGAUGUGUGCCUGGAUCAGGGUGAGGGCGGCGGCGUCGGGGAGCGUGCGCUGUGGCGGUGGUGUCGGGGACGGUUGA
Molecule: messenger RNA, 2526 nt
Organism: Aspergillus terreus NIH2624
Lineage: Eukaryota; Fungi; Ascomycota; Eurotiomycetes; Eurotiales; Aspergillaceae
Exons: 3
Coding region: 1-2526 (841 amino acids)
Cellular component (GO): mitochondrion
Molecular function (GO): alcohol dehydrogenase (NAD+) activity; metal ion binding
Source: RefSeq, a predicted model, not a curated record